Molecule: messenger RNA, 1545 nt
Organism: Trichomonas vaginalis G3
Lineage: Eukaryota; Parabasalia; Trichomonadida; Trichomonadidae
Product: WD40 repeat-like family
Exons: 1
Coding region: 1-1545 (514 amino acids)
Molecular function (GO): protein binding
Source: RefSeq, a predicted model, not a curated record
AUGACCCAAACCAGACAAGAUGCAGUUAAAAAGGAACAAGAUCCAUAUCAACCAUACAUACCAGGUGUUGGAAGGAUUGAAAUGACCAAUUGGCUUUUGAGAAAUGUCGAAGUUAUUAAUAAUAGAAUCUGGGGCUCUCACUAUGAGCGAUCGAGAUAUCAUUUUUAUGAUAUUGCUUUUCAAAAAAGUUCCAAAUUUCAUAUGCCAUAUCUACCGCAAUCUACACGUAACUAUGCACUUGCAAAUCGCAUUAAUUACUUGCCUUACUACGGAUCUGGUCACUUUUUAUUGCAUUAUCCCGUUACUAACGAAGAAAUUCAGCAAAUAAUUGAUAAAGUACAAGGAGUUUAUAACAAACAAUUAGAAUCUAAUGGAGAUUUCAACAGCGAAUUUAGAAAUUAUGUACUGAGACAAGUUGCUCGUACUACACCUGGUAGAAAUGCAUUUGAUGUUGCCAGGAUUUACUCUGAAUAUCAACUUAGAAAUUUAUCAUCAGACAAUAAGGUCCUCGUAGCACAGAGAUGUGAGUUACCUAACGUUAGUGUACCUGAAUAUAGCAUGACUGAAUAUCCAAUUAGAAUCCAGAAUUCUUCAAAAUCAUGUUUUAAUAAUGAUCAUUUAUUUUUAGCCAAUCAGAAUUCAUUUGGCAUAUUUAAUAUUGAAACAGGAGAGAACAGCGUUUAUGAGCAACCUUUAAUUGAACACGUAGCACCAAUUACAACCGGUGGAUUUAUUUUCUCAAAUUCAAACAGAGAAAUCUACUAUGUUAAAGGUGUUGAUGAAUUUACAGGCCCAAUGAAGACUAAUUACUACAUCUCGUCGCUAAAAUCUUCGCAUGGAUUACAAUCUACAUUUGUAGCCCUCAAUCCGACAAAAACUGCUAUGAUGUAUGGCUCAAAAUACGGAAUAAAAGAAUUAGAAACAACUCCAGUUGAAAUAAUGGAUGUUUACAACAAAAAUGUUUAUCUUGUAUCUGAUUCAGAAGAUCACAACAGUUCUGUGAUCAAAUUUUACGAUGAUGGUGUUCUAGCUCGAAACUGGACCACCAUUGAGAAGAUUAAUAAGAUCAAAUACAUCCCAGAAAAGAAAUUGCUUGUAAUGACAUCGAAAUCCGGCUUCAGCUUCUUAGAUCCAAGAGUAAAGGAACCACAGAUCAAAUACCAGUUCAAUGGUGCUAAAUAUUUCGCUUAUUCCGAUGUAAAUCACUAUCUGUGUCUCGCAAGUAACAAUUCCAUUGAAUUUUACGAAGAAAGAAGUUCGAAACCGUUUGGAAAAAUCGAUUUUCCAAGCUCAGGUCCAAUAUUACCAAAUUUCAAAAUUGGCUGGCUUCGAAACAAAGAUUUGCUUGCAUUUGCCAGUUGCAAAGGAGUUUUUGCAGUUCUUUGCCCUGAUACAAUCAACCCUGUUUUGGAAUCUUACUCAAUUCCUGUUUCGGAAAAAAUUGAUUUGAGUUGUUCUUUCAAUACUGUUCUCGUUAGACAGGAAAAUAAUUGCAGCAUAUUCACACAGUUACUUGACGAACUGCAUGUUCCUGCACAAUUCUAG